AUGGAGGCCAGGGGACAAUGGAAGAGAAAGCUGUGUUGGCGGAUUACUCUCUGUAUACUGCUAGGCUUCGGAAAGAGGGUAACUGCGCAAAUAAAAUACAACGUUCCAGAGGAAGUGAAAGAAGGUUCUGUUGUUGGAAAUAUUGCAAAGGAUUUGAACCUUGAUAUCAGUCAUUUGGGCCACCGACGGUUUCGUAUUGUUUCUGGAUCUGAUGACGCUCUUUUCCAGGUAAAUCAGAACAAUGGCGAGUUGUAUGUCAAUAAGAUAAUCGACCGAGAGCUGCUUUGUGAUGGAAACACUAUUUGUUCGAUAAGUUUGAAAAGCGUUGUUGAAAACCCAUUAGAGGUGCAUUACAUAGAAGUGGAAAUUACCGAUGUGAAUGACAAUCCGCCUCUUUUCCCGAGAUCUGAGCAGCAAUUUGAAAUCGCUGAGCAUACGCCUUUGGGAACGCGUUUUCAAAUGCUUACAGCCCGAGACCCGGAUCUGGGAAUCAAUGCUGUUCGAUACUAUAAAUUGAGUCAGAACGAAUUAUUUGAUAUUGACGUUAGAGAAAGGCACGAAUCUAAAAUACCGUUUUUAGUUUUAAAGAAAGCACUGGACAGAGAGAGGCAGAGCAAACAUAGACUUACGCUGAUAGCUACAGACGGAGGAAAUCCACCAAAAUCAGGGACUCUUAACAUCAACGUUAUUGUCCUAGAUAUUAAUGAUAAUCGGCCCACAUUUAUUCGAGACUCAUAUUCCGCAACACUCCAGGAAAAUGCGCUUUUGGGCACUGUCGUUAUUACAAUUAAUGCAACUGAUUUAGACGAUGGAUUAAACGGCGAAAUUGAGUACUCUUUAGGCGAAAAUGUAAAUGGAAAAGUUCACGAUCUCUUCAUGCUUAACAAGGUCACUGGUGAGUUAGAGGUAAGAGGGAUCAUAGACUUUGAGGAAACAGAUGUAUUUAAAUUAGAUAUCCAGGCAUCGGAUAAAGGCCAGCCUCCGCUAAUAGCUGAGGCAGAACUUAGCAUUAAGGUUAUUGAUGUUAAUGAUAACUGUCCUGCGAUUGAGAUAACGUCACUGUCCAGUGUCGUAUCUGAAAAUGCAAGUCCUGGAACAGCUGUAGCUUUAAUCAGUGUUUCUGAUAAGGACUCUGGUGUCAAUGGCAGAGUAAUUUGCACAUUGCCCGAAAAUGUGCCAUUUGAAUUGAAAUCAUCAUUUAAAGAGAACAUGUAUUCUUUAGUGACAAAGGGGCAUUUAGAUAGAGAAGAAACAUCGAGGUACGAAAUCACUGUAACAGCCACUGAUUUAGGUCAGCCACCUCUUUCUGCGUCUAAAAUAUUUAAUAUAGAAGUCUCUGAUGUAAAUGAUAACUUUCCAGAGUUUACUCAGAAUGUUUUUGAACUAUAUUUACACGAAAACAACGUCCCUGGCGCUUCUAUAUUCUCCGUCGGUGCCCUUGACAAAGAUUUAAACGAGAACGCGGCAAUAAUAUAUAACCUAAAUCAAGGUGAUGCCACUUCUUUUUUAAACAUUAAUUCGGAAACAGGGGUUAUUUAUGCACUGAAAAGCUUUGACUUUGAGACUUUAAAAACUUUCCAAUUUCAAGUUGUUGCCUCAGACUCUGGAAGCCCCCCUCUUAGUAAGAAUGUGACAGUGAAAGUUUUUAUUUUGGAUCAAAACGACAAUGUUCCAGUAAUAUUAUAUCCAGUCAGCGCAAACGGUUCUGCUGAGGGUUUGGAGGACAUUCCCCGCAAUGUGAACGCAGGUCAUUUAGUGACUAAAGUCAGAGCUUAUGAUGCAGAUAUUGGAUACAACGGCUGGUUAUUGUUUUCCCUGCAGGAAGUUAGUGAUCACAGUCUCUUUAGUUUGGAUCGAUAUACAGGACAGAUAAGAACCCUUCGCUCAUUCACAGAAACAGACGAGAACCAGCAUAAACUGGUCAUACUGGUGAAAGACAAUGGGAACGUUUCUCUGUCAGCAACAGCGACUGUGAUUGUCAAAGUUGUGGAGCCCAAAGAGGCUUUUGCUGCUUCUGAUGUUGAACACGCAGUUAAAGACGAGGAGGAAGACAACGUGACAUUUUUUUUGAUCAUCACAUUGGGCUCUGUGUCAGUGCUUUUUAUCAUCAGUAUCAUCGUGUUGAUUGCAAUGCAGUGCUCUAAAUCUGCAAACUAUUCGUCUAAGUAUUUACAAGAUAUGAAUUACGACGGGACUCUGUGUCACAGCAUUCAGUACAGAUCUGGAGACAAACGGUACAUGCUAGUUGGACCCAGAAUGAGUAUCGGCUCGACUCUUGCACCUGGAAGUAAUAGAAAUACUCUAGUGAUACCAGAUCGCAGGAGGAGAGAUUCUGGAGAGGUAAGAUUGACUACUAUUUCUAUCCAUAAAUAUUGA
Messenger RNA from Triplophysa dalaica, 2376 nucleotides. Its product is annotated as protocadherin alpha-2-like. The transcript has a single exon. Gene Ontology annotation, biological process: homophilic cell-cell adhesion. The record is from RefSeq and is a predicted model, not a curated record. Lineage: Eukaryota; Metazoa; Chordata; Actinopteri; Cypriniformes; Nemacheilidae. Gene Ontology annotation, cellular component: plasma membrane. Gene Ontology annotation, molecular function: calcium ion binding. Bases 1 to 2376 code for a protein of 791 amino acids.